Molecule: messenger RNA, 1527 nt
Organism: Ctenocephalides felis (cat flea)
Lineage: Eukaryota; Metazoa; Arthropoda; Insecta; Siphonaptera; Pulicidae
Product: homeobox protein 5-like
Exons: 5
Coding region: 106-1527 (473 amino acids)
Source: RefSeq, a predicted model, not a curated record
GGCAGUGACAAAUUAUAUUUUUUAAUUAAUGAUGUUAAGUGUUUUGUGAAAAGUGACAUAAAUUAUUCGCAAGGAAAUUUUCAUGAAGUGUUCCUCAUUCGUAAAAUGCGUGAAAUUGAUACAGAGGCUCCUGUAGUUUGGCCAGCUUGGUGUUAUUCAGGUGACGGAGCCGAGAGCGAAAGUGCGGCAGGCGCGCUGCCGCCUAGCCUUCCCGCCGCCCCCGUGAGGGCGCGCGGCAAACGACGGACGAACCUCAACCACAGCAGCAACCAUUCGACAUCAAUCCACCACCAACUUCAACAUCAACAGAAUCAGCAUCAACUUUCAAUUGCGUCUGGAGUCUCCCAGGCGGCACUUGUCACCCCCGCUAGCAUGAACGGUGCUGCCGGAGCGGAUCAUCACAUGAAUAAUAAUAAUAAUAGUUUAAAUAAUAAUAAUAGCGGUGUUAAUAAUAAUAAUAACAGUAGCAGUCUGAAUAAUAAUCACGCAGUGAAAAGUGAGAGGUUGAGUCCGGGCAGAGCGGCUUUGACGCCGGAUAAUCAGUCCAGUGCUAGCAGGUCUCGGAGUGUAACACCAUCCUCUUCGAGUUACCCAGGAACGCCGCCUCAGAACCCCCACGACCGCGGCCCCAGUCCUGCACAAACGCAAGCCACCAUCAGACACAUGGAGCAAGUCAUGGGGCGAAACUGUUCAGACUUCAUACGCAGCCUGGCUGCCAAAUACAACAACUCAAAUCCUAAUGAUUACUUUGGAGCAGCAAGAAACGGCUUCCCAGCACUCGAUCCUCGAUUCGCAGGUCCACCGUUCAAAGGGUCACCAUUUCCAGGUCUUCUUGCUCCGCUGUUACCCGGAGCAGCAAGUUCUGCUGCUGUCAGCGUUUCUCCUUCGACAUCUGCCACAAGUCAACGCGGUAGUCCGACACAACAAACGCUGGCGGCUACAGCUGUAGCUGCAACGGCUGCAGCAGCAGCAGCCCAAAGAGAAAGGCCGCUGGCUGCUGAUUCGCCGCCGAAAACGAACGGGCGAGACUGGGCCAUCGAUGUAUCCUGGAUUUCCGUUUCCACCAGGUUCUAUGUUUCAACCUCUAAUCGACAUGAGCAGUACGCAAGCUCUCGUACAAAUGAUGCGAGCUGCCAAAGAAGACAAAUGCAAACGCUGCUUAAAAACCCAUCAUCUCUGUCGCCGUCGGCAGCCACUACAAUUCUUCACAGUCCUCCAACCUCGUCGCUUAAUAUUCCAAAUACCAACUCCAAUGCGUCAUCUCUGGGGGGCCUGCCAACAUCGGCAGUUGCUCCUUUAACAAAACGUUCGUCUACUGAUAGUCAUCCUUUAGAUUUGAGUUCGGCGAAUUUGGCAAAGAGGCCAAAAAUGACCGAUAGGAUAGCAGGGAGUACGAAAUCCUCGGCCGAAGUAUCGCCUUCGAUGCCUGCGCGCAGAAUAGGUGUCCGGGGCCACCUCAUUGUGAAGGCGAUGUUGAACUGGCUUCGUGGGGCGUGGAAGACGUCUGCAAUUUGUUGCUGGGAUUGA